Molecule: messenger RNA, 2054 nt
Organism: Polyodon spathula (Mississippi paddlefish)
Lineage: Eukaryota; Metazoa; Chordata; Actinopteri; Acipenseriformes; Polyodontidae
Product: angiopoietin-1-like
Exons: 9
Coding region: 118-1605 (495 amino acids)
Source: RefSeq, a predicted model, not a curated record
CUGAAUGAAAAGGGGCUGCAAGCUUUAAAGAACUCAUAAAGGACUUUAAUACAGUCCUGCAGGCAGUGUCAGAUUUAAAGGACUGUAAUACAGUGUUGUAGGUAGUAUCAGCUGAACAUGGUGCAAUGGUCUUGCAUUGGUCUGAGCCUGCUGAUUACAUGUGCCUCAGCAGCCUCCUCUGUGGGCAGUGCCCAGCAUCGUGGGGCAGAUGGCAGUCGGAGGCGGAUGCAUCGGGUGCAGCACGGGCAGUGCAGUUACACCUUCGUGCUGCCCGAACUGGACAACUGCAGGGGGGCGCAGGACCAGUAUGGCAGCAGCAACGCCCUGCAGAGGGAUGCACCCUCUGCAGAGAACCCACUGCACAAGCUGCAGCACCUGGAGCAUGCCAUGGAGAACAACACGCAGUGGCUGCAGAAGUUGGAGAACUACAUCCAAGAGAAUAUCAAAACGGAGAUGGUGCAGAUCCAGGCGACUGCGGUGCAGAAUCAGACAGCUACCAUGCUGGAGAUUGGCACAAACCUGCUGACACAAACCGCAGAGCAGACACGCAAGCUCACAGACGUGGAGGCACAGGUUAUGAACCAGACCUCUAGGAUUGAAAUCCAACUGCUGGAGAACUCGCUGUCUACAAACAAACUGGAGAAACAACUUUUGAUGCAGAUCAAUGAUCUUUCUAGACUCCACGACAAAAACAGCGUUUUGGAAAACAAAGUCUUGGAGAUGGAGUCAAAACACCGGUCAGAACUAGAGGGUAUAAAAACAGAGAAGGAGAAGCUGGGCCAACUCGUGACUCGCCAGAUGAACACCAUCGAGAGCUUGGAGAAACAACUGCACUUCGCCAGCAGCAACAACAGUGUCCUUCAAAAACAACAACUGCAGCUCAUGGACUCGGUGCACGCCCUCGUCAGCCUGGUCUCGCAGGGGAGAGAAUUUCCAAAGAAGGACGAGAGGACUUUCCGAGACUGUGCAGAGGUUUAUAAAGCUGGCCUCAACGUCAGUGGGGUCUAUACGGUACAGAUCAGCAAUGCCACUGAGCCAACCAAGGUUUUCUGUGACAUGGACACCAGUGGCGGGGGAUGGACUGUGUUUCAACGUAGAGUCAACGGCAGUGUGGAUUUCCAGCGCACCUGGAGAGAAUAUAAAGGGGGUUUUGGCGAUCCCUCCGGUGAACACUGGUUGGGCAAUGAGGCUGUUUAUCUGCUUACAAACCAAGCCUCGUACUCAUUACGGCUCGAACUGAAGGACUGGGAGGGAAACCAUCGCUACUCGCAGUACGAGAGGUUUCAGCUUGGGAGCGAGAAGCAGCAUUACAGGCUGUUUCUGAAAGGGUACAGUGGCACCCCCAGCCAGCAGAGCAGCCUCGUCCUCCAGGGCACCAGCUUCAGCACCAGGGACUCCGACAACGACAACUGCCUCUGCAAGUGUGCGCUCAUGUUAACAGGGGGUUGGUGGUUCGAUGCCUGUGGGCUCUCAAACCUGAAUGGCAUGUACUACCCUGCCGGGCACAACAUAAGGAAACUAAACGGCAUCAAGUGGCACCACUUCAGGGGCCCAAGCUAUUCCCUGCGAGCAACCACCAUGAUGAUCCGGCCCUUGGAUUUCUGAUUGCAGUCGAGAAGCUAUCACACUGCAGCUGCUGUGCUGAACUCCAUGUGCAGAGGCUGGCAUUGAUCAGGGUGCAGCACCUCCAGCAGCAGCAGCACCAAUGACUGCCUUGUCCGGGAACAGGAAACAGUUUUUUUUUUUGUUUAAAGUGUCAUUUUUUUUUUUUUUUUGUGUGUGUUAUGGAACAGAAAGCAGACCUGCUAUACAUUGCUCGCAGUUUGUCAGAGUAGCACCUCGUAAACCUUAGUCAAGCAGUAAAAUGUGUUGUCGACAGACUUGCGUUCUUCUGAUCGUUGUGUGAAUAAUCCCAGACAUGGCCACAGACUGUUUGUUUUAACUUGAGCUACUAACAUGAUGGAUUGAUGGGGGCUGUAACAGUUCUAUUUGUAAAUUCCCAUUCUGCAAAACUGUACUCUAUUGCUUGUAGUGCUCCAUAUAUAUAUAUAUAU